ACAUUGUGUAGUUUGCGUGUUCGUCCGCAGCCGUGUCACUGGUUCAGUUUUGCAUGACUGAUGUCUGUAGCUUGCGAACUACUUUAGCUGACUUGCAGUAGAUGGCCAGCUAACCCCGAGGCUAGCUUGCUACCUUGCUGAACAACGAAAACGAGGCCGCUUCGGCCUUGGCCAACACCAAAGCCGGGGACUGUUAGUGAUUUCCACACUACUCGGUCUCACGCUUUAACUUGGAUCAAGUCGCUCUGAUCAGACGGUCGCUGGCUAAUGAACAUUGAUUGUCUGAUUGAUCAGACUCAUCAAUUAACAAACAAAGCUUCCAGGAUGGAGUGGCAGCCCGAUGAACAGGGCCUUCAGCAGGUUCUCCAGCUCUUGAAGGACUCCCAGUCCCCAAACACUGCCACACAGAGGGCUGUGCAAGAAAAACUGGAACAACUUAAUCAGUAUCCUGAUUUCAACAACUAUCUCAUCUUUGUCCUCACAAGCCUGAAAUCCGAAGGUAUCCUGAUCACGACCAUCGCCUCUAAAGGGGAGCUGCAAGCCUGGCCAGAGCUUCUGCCUCAGCUGUGCAACCUGCUCAACUCUGAGGACUACAACACGUGUGAGGGCUCGUUUGGCGCUCUGCAGAAGAUCUGCGAGGACUCCUCCGAGCUCCUGGACAGCGACGCCCUGAACCGCCCCCUCAACAUCAUGAUCCCCAAAUUCCUCCAGUUCUUCAAGCACUGCAGCGCCAAGAUCAGAUCCCACGCCAUCGCGUGUGUGAACCAGUUCAUUAUCAGCCGAGCCCAGGCCCUGAUGGACAACAUCGACACCUUCAUCGAGAGCCUGUUUGCGCUGGCUGCAGACGAGGACUCGGAGGUGAGGAAGAACGUGUGCCGCGCCCUGGUCAUGCUGCUGGAGGUCCGAAUCGACCGGCUCAUCCCCCACAUGCACAGCAUCAUACAGUACAUGCUGCAGCGCACGCAGGACCCCGAUGAGAACGUGGCUCUGGAGGCCUGUGAGUUCUGGCUCACCCUGGCAGAGCAGCCCAUCUGCAAGGAGGCCCUGUCUGGGCACUUAGUGCAACUCAUUCCCAUCCUGGUGAACGGGAUGAAGUACUCCGAGAUCGACAUCAUCCUGCUAAAGGGCGACGUGGAGGAGGACGAGACGGUGCCGGACAGCGAGCAGGACAUCAAGCCGCGCUUCCACAAGUCGCGCACCGUCACCCUGCAGCACGAGGGCGGGGGCGGCGAGGAGGGCGAGGACAUCGACGAGGACGAAGACGACGACGACGACACGCUGUCCGACUGGAACCUGCGUAAGUGCUCUGCGGCUGCUCUGGACGUCCUGGCCAACGUGUUUCGGGACGAGCUGCUGCCCCACCUGCUCCCCCUGCUGAAGGGCCUGCUGUUCCACCCGGACUGGGUCAUCAAGGAGUCCGGCAUCCUGGUGCUGGGAGCCAUCGCCGAGGGCUGCAUGCAGGGCAUGGUGCCCUACCUGCCGGAGCUCAUCCCGCACCUGAUCCAGUGCCUGUGCGAUAAGAAGGCCCUGGUGCGCUCCAUCGCCUGCUGGACGCUCAGCCGCUACGCCCACUGGGUGGUGAGCCAGCCGCCCGACUCGCACCUCAAGCCGCUGAUGACCGAGCUGCUCAAGCGCAUCCUGGACGGGAACAAGAGGGUGCAGGAGGCCGCCUGCAGUGCGUUCGCCACCCUGGAGGAGGAGGCGUGCACGGAGCUGGUGCCCUACCUGAGCUUCAUCCUGGACACGCUGGUGUUCGCCUUCGGGAAGUACCAGCACAAGAACCUGCUCAUCCUGUACGACGCCAUCGGCACGCUGGCCGACUCCGUGGGGCACCACCUCAACCAGCCGGAGUACAUCCAGAAGCUGAUGCCCCCCCUCAUUCAGAAAUGGAACGAGCUGAAGGACGAGGACAAGGACCUCUUCCCCCUGCUGGAGUGUCUGUCAUCGGUGGCCACGGCCCUGCAGAGCGGCUUCCUGCCGUAUUGUGAGCCGGUGUACCAGCGCUGCGUCACCCUGGUGCAGAAGACCCUCGCCCAGGCCAUGAUGUACAACCAGCACCCGGACCAGUACGAGGCCCCUGAUAAGGACUUCAUGAUCGUGGCCCUGGACCUGCUGAGCGGCCUGGCCGAGGGCCUGGGGGGCCACGUGGAGCAGCUGGUUGCCCGUAGCAACAUCAUGACCCUGCUCUUCCAGUGCAUGCAGGACACGAUGCCGGAGGUGAGGCAGAGCUCGUUCGCUCUGCUGGGAGAUUUGACCAAGGCCUGCUUCCCUCACGUCAAGCCCUGCAUCGCGGAGUUCAUGCCCAUCCUGGGCACCAACCUGAACCCGGAGUUCAUCUCCGUGUGCAACAACGCCACCUGGGCCAUCGGGGAGAUCUGCAUGCAGAUGGGGGCAGAGAUGCAGCCCUAUGUGGGGCUGGUCCUGAAUAACCUGGUGGAGAUCAUCAACCGGCCAAACACCCCCAAGACCCUGCUGGAGAACACCGCCAUCACGAUUGGACGCCUGGGCUACGUGUGUCCCCAGGAGGUGGCGCCGAUGCUGCAGCAGUUUAUACGUCCCUGGUGCACCUCGUUGCGGAACAUCAGAGACAACGAAGAGAAAGACUCCGCCUUCCGAGGAAUCUGCAUGAUGAUUGGAGUUAACCCCGGGGGCGUGGUGCAGGACUUCAUCUUCUUCUGUGAUGCCGUGGCAUCCUGGGUCAGCCCUAAGGACGAUCUGAGAGACAUGUUCUACAAGAUCCUGCACGGCUUCAAGGACCAGGUGGGCGAGGAGAACUGGCAGCAGUUCUCCGAGCAGUUCCCGCCCUUGCUGAAGGAGAGGCUGUCGGCCUGCUACGGAGUGUAGCCCCGCCCCCGCCAUCAGACGCUUGUGUCAGGAUUAUGGACGGGAGGGUUGCCGGGGAAACUCAUUCAGCUCUGUGUAUUGCACUGCCCUGGUCGGGAGGGGGGAGAAGGGACCCUUUUCGACCUGCUUCUCCAGACAGACCCCACGCCCUGUGUGUCUCUUAUGGGGGGAGGGGGUGGGAUGGGGC
This is a messenger RNA of Anguilla rostrata (American eel), 3031 nucleotides long. RefSeq names its product transportin 2b (gene tnpo2b). Gene Ontology annotation, molecular function: protein binding; nuclear import signal receptor activity. The transcript is spliced from 24 exons. Gene Ontology annotation, cellular component: nucleus; cytoplasm. Bases 268 to 2844 code for a protein of 858 amino acids. Lineage: Eukaryota; Metazoa; Chordata; Actinopteri; Anguilliformes; Anguillidae. Gene Ontology annotation, biological process: protein import into nucleus. The record is from RefSeq and is a predicted model, not a curated record.